Messenger RNA from Phoenix dactylifera (date palm), 7446 nucleotides. The record is from RefSeq and is a predicted model, not a curated record. Lineage: Eukaryota; Viridiplantae; Streptophyta; Magnoliopsida; Arecales; Arecaceae.
GAUGAAUACAAAACACUAGAGUAUAAUUCCAUUUAUCUUAACAAUUUAAAAAAAGGAAAACCAAGAGGUAAUGGAAAGGCAUCUUUAAUACUGGCUGCUACUCAAGUUCCUCCUCAACCUCCUAGGUUGCCUGAGCAUGUCGAGGAAUGUCAUGAUGAUGAUGAUUACAUUCCUGAUGGGGACAUGAAUGAAGAGGUAGAUACAAAUGGAGAAAUAAAUGAUGAAGAAAUGAAUGGUGCAGUGCAAAAUCAUGAAGAAAUGGCAAGAGGAGGUUCUUCAAAAGAUGAGAGAAGAGAUUGGCUUUGGACCAAGAUUCCUAAUACUUCAAAUGCUUGUAGAGAUGAUGAUGAUGGAGCUGAAUCCUCUUAUGCCAUGCUAUCUGGGGAAGCACAAUUACACAUGGUCAUCAUUUAUGAGAAAACCAGCCCAGGAAUAAAUGUUGUGAAAUCAAGGAGAAGACGCCCAACUCCCAUUUUGCUCUUGUAUUCCCACCUUUCCCAUCUCUUAUUCGUCUACCAAGUCAGGAUGGACGCCAUGUUCCUUUCUCCCCUUGUGCAGGGGGUGCUGGAGAAAUCCGUUCUCGUGAUCCAGGGUCGCUUGGUGAAUAUUUGGGGCGUCGAGACGGAGCUGGCCAAGCUCCAGAGCACGCUGUCCGUCAUCCAAGCUGUGCUCGAAGACGCCGAGGAGAAGCAGACUACAGACCGGGCGCUGACAACCUGGCUAGCCAAGCUCAAGGAUGCCGCCUACGACGCCGAAGACAUCCUGGACGAGUUCUACUACGAGGAUCUGCGGCGGGAAGUAGCACAACAUCACAGGCAAAUGAUCGAAAAGGUGAAGGGCUUCUUCUCCUCCUGCAUCAACUCUCUCUGGUUUCGCAUUAGAGUGGCCCCAAAGAUCAAAGAGAUGGUGGAAAGACUAGAUGACAUUGCCGCGGAGCGGUCCAAGUUUCACUUGAACACCGCUGGUGGUAUUGGUGGUGGUGGUAACGUUGUUAUGCGGCUUGGAAUGACUGAUAGACUGCAAAGCCAUUCCUUUAUCAUCGAUUCAGAAGUCAUUUCAAGGGAAGAAGACAAAAUGAAGAUUGUGGAGCUGCUCAUCAGUCAAAGUGGAAGCCGGAGUGCUACAGUUGUUCCAAUUUGGGGGAUUGGAGGCCUUGGAAAGACGACGCUCGCACAGAUGGUGUAUAAUGACGAGAGAGUGGUACAACAUUUCCACAAACGGAUUUGGGUCUGUGUUUCGGAUGAUUUUGAUGUCCGGAAGAUUGUUAGGGCAAUUAUUGAAUCGGCUACUAAGAAAAAAUGCAGGGUUUCAGAUAUGGAUCCGUUGCAGGAGGAGCUUAGAGAAAUCUUGAGCGCAAAAAGAUUCCUUCUGGUGUUAGAUGAUGUAUGGAAUGAGAAUGAAGAGAAAUGGUACGGGUUGAAAGAUUUGCUAACCGUCGGCGCAGAUGGCAGUUCAGUUAUAGUGACUACCCGCAGUAAGAUAGUUUCAUCAAUUGUGGGUACGGUCGAGGCUUAUCAAUUGGCUCCCUUGUCUGAGCAGGACUGCUGGAUUUUGUUCAAGAAGCGAGCAUUUGAGAGCACAGAAGAACCCCAGAAGUUGGCAACAAUAGGCAAGCAGAUUGUCAAGAAGUGUGGGGGCUUGCCCUUGGCAGCAAAAACACUAGGUAGCUUAAUGCGCCUCAAGAGUGAGGAGUGGGAAUGGAGGUCUGUGAUGCAGAGUGAAAUUUGGGAAUCACGAGAUGAUGGGAUCCUACCUUCUUUGAGGCUGAGCUAUAAUCACUUGCCUUCCCAUUUGAAACAGUGCUUUUCUUAUUGCGCCAUCUUUCCAGAGCAUUAUGAAAUAGACAAAGAUAAUCUAAUUCAAUUAUGGAUGGCUAAUGGUCUCAUUCCAUCCCAAGGAAAUAUGGAAUUUGAGGAGAAGGGCCAUGAAAUUUUUACUGAGCUGGCAUGGAGGUGUUUCUUCCAGGAAGUAAAGGAAAUUAAAAGAUGGUAUGAUAGUGAUACAAAAACGAUGUGCAAGAUGCAUGACCUCAUACAUGACCUGGCAUCAUCCAUCAUGGCAAAUGAAUGUCAUAUUUUUGACAAUCCUAAAAGCAUUUCAAAUAGAAAUAGCAAAAUCCGUCAUUUGUCCAUAAAUUAUUUUGCAGACCUAUCAAACAUAGACACCUUAUCCUCUGCUAAGACCUUGCGGACGCUAUUGUUAUUGAGUCAUGGUGCACUUGUCAAUCCUCAUUCCCGGGCCACCUUGUCAAAAAACAUGUAUUUGCGAGUGCUAGACUUGAGUUACACUAGCAUAUCAGAUUGUCAUAUAUCUAUGGAGCGUUUCAAACUAUUACGGUACCUGGAUAUCUCUUUCAGUGAUAUUGAAACCUUACCUGGAAACAUAUGUAGCCUCGUUUGUUUGCAAACUUUGAAGCUCAUCCACUGUGAAGGUCUUCUCCAGCUCCCAAGAGGAAUGAGAAACAUGACCAAUCUAAGACAUCUGUACCUUGAUGGUUGUUAUAGUUUAAGGUGUAUGCCCAAAGGGAUGGGGCAUUUGAAACAUUUACGGACACCCACAAGGUAUAUACUUGGCAAUGAGUCUGGAAGUGGCAGCAUAGGAGAGCUGAAGAAUUUAAACCUCCAGGGAAUGCUAGAGUUGUGUAACCUUAAGAAUGUAAAUAGUGAAGAAGAUGCUCGCGAUGUCAAUUUAGGUUCCAAACACUAUCUUCAAGUACUGAAGUUAGACUGGGGGAUGUCAGCUGAUCUACAGGAGGAAGGAAAUGUGGAGAAUGUGCUUGAAGCCCUUCAACCUCCCCACAGCUUAAAAAGGAUCACAUUGCGGAAUUACAGAGGCACCCAGUUUCCAGCUUGGUUGAUGCAAGAUCCAAUGCUCUUUAAUAAUCUAGUUGAAAUCAUUCUGACAGGCUGCAACAGAUGUGAGCAUCUUCCUCAGCUUGGACAACUUCCUUUCCUGGAAAUUCUAGAGAUGGAGAAUAUGGAUUCCGUGAAGUACAUGGGUGGCACCAGUUUCUAUGGCAGUGCAGGCACAGACCAAAACAGUACACUGUUCCCUUCACUGAGCAAAAUCAGAUUGCAUAAUAUGGCUAAUUUGGAAGAAUGGGAGGGCAUUAGAGAGAGACCAUCAUUUCCUCAGCUUGCUAGCUUGAAAAUCAGCAGCUGUCCUAAACUAAAGAACAUUCCACUGUUUCCUACAACUCGAAAUCUUGAGAUAGAAUAUUGCUCAGCCCUCCUUCCUGCCAAAGGGUUCUUCGGAUGUAUGAAAACUCUAGAAAGAUUAGAAAUGCAUGAGUGUCCCAAACUGACACUGCAUGUGGAGCAGGAGGAGGUUGAGACCUGGGCAUCCCUUCAAGAAUUGAUGAUUAGAGGUUGCCAGGAGCCUAUGUUUUCAUUAUCAUCACUGGGGCUCUGGAAGAAAAUGAAGUCUCUCCAGUCUUUAUCAGUAGAAUGGUGUGAUGGCCUAAAUUUCUUGCCAGUUGAGGUUCUCCAAGGUUUGAGCUCCCUCAUGUCUGCGAAUUUGUUAUUGUCGCAACCUAAUUGGCUCAUCAUCAUCAGAAGUAGAUGGUGGGUUGCAAUUGCAGUACCUCACUUCCCUAAUCAGGGGAGAAGACACCCAACUCCCAUGUUGCUCUUCCAUUCCCACCUUUCCCAUCUCUUAUUCGUCUACCAAGUCAGGAUGGACGCCACCAUGUUCCUUUCUCCCUUUGUCGAGAUGGUGCUGAAGAAAUCCGUUCUCGUGAUCCAGGGUCGCAUGGGAAAUAUUUGGGGCGUCGAAAAGGAGCUGGCCAGGCUCCAGAGCACGCUGUCCGUCAUCCAAGCUGUGCUCGAAGACGCCGAGGAGAAGCAGCCUACAGACCGGGCGCUGACAACCUGGCUAGCCAAGCUCAAGGAUGCCGCCUACGACGCCGACGACAUCCUGGACGAGUUCUACUACGAGGAUCUGCGGCGGGAAGUAGCACAACAUCACAGGCAAAUGAUCGAAAAGGUGAAGGGCUUCUUCUCCUCAUGCAUCAACUUUCUCUGGUUUCGCAUUAGAGUGGCCCCAAAAAUCAAAGAGAUGGUGGAAAGAAUAGAUGACAUUGCCGCGGAGCGGUCCAAGUUUCACUUGAACACCGCUGGUGGUAUUGGUGGUGGUGGUGGCAACGUUGUUAUGCGGCUUGGAAUGACUGAUAGACUGCAAACCCAUUCCUUUAUCAGCGAGUCAGAAGUCAUUUCAAGGGAAGAAGAUAAAAUGAAGAUUGUGGAGCUGCUCAUCAGUCAAAGUGGAAGCCGGAGUGCUACAGUUGUUCCAAUUUGGGGGAUUGGAGGCCUUGGAAAGACGACGCUCGCACAGAUGGUGUAUAAUGACGAGAGAGUGGUACAACAUUUCCACAAACGGAUUUGGGUCUGUGUUUCGGAUGAUUUUGAUGUCCGGAAGAUUGUUAGGGCAAUUAUUGAAUCGGCUACUAAGAAAAAAUGCAGGGUUUCAGAUAUGGAUCCGUUGCAGGAGGAGCUUAGAGAAAUCUUGAGCGCAAAAAGAUUCCUUCUGGUGUUAGAUGAUGUAUGGAAUGAGAAUGAAGAGAAAUGGUAUGGGUUGAAAGAUUUGCUAACCGUCGGCGCAGAUGGCAGUUCAGUUAUAGUGACUACCCGCAGUAAGAUGGUUUCAUCAAUUGUGGGUACGGUCGAGGCUUAUCAAUUGGCUCCCUUGUCUGAGCAGGACUGCUGGAUUUUGUUCAAGAAGCGAGCAUUUGAGAGCACAGAAGAACCCCAGAAGUUGGCAACAAUAGGCAAGGAGAUUGUCAAGAAGUGUGGGGGCUUGCCCUUGGCAGCAAAAACACUAGGUAGCUUAAUGCGCCUCAAGAGUGAGGAGUGGGAAUGGAGGUCUGUGAUGCAGAGUGAAAUUUGGGAAUCACGAGAUGAUGGGAUCCUACCUUCUUUGAGGUUGAGCUAUAAUCACUUGCCUUCCCAUUUGAAACAGUGCUUUUCUUAUUGCGCCAUCUUUCCAAAGGAUUAUGAAAUAGACAAAGAUAAUCUAAUUCAAUUAUGGAUGGCUAAUGGUCUCAUUCCAACCCAAGGAAACAUGGAAUUUGAGGAGAAGGGCCAUGAAAUUUUUACUGAGCUGGCAUGGAGGUGUUUCUUCCAAGAAGUAAAGGAAAUUAAAAGAUGGUAUGAUAGUGAUACAAAAACGAUAUGCAAGAUGCAUGACCUCAUACAUGACCUGGCAUCAUCCAUCAUGGCAAAUGAAUGUCAUAUUUUUGACAAUCCUAAAAGCAUUUCAAAUAGAAAUAGCAAAAUCCGUCAUUUGUCCAUAAAUUAUUUUGCAGACCUAUCAAACAUAGACACCUUAUCCUCUGCUAAGACCUUGCGGACGCUAUUGUUAUUGAGUCAUGGUGCACUUGACAAUCCUCAUUCCCGGGCCACCUUGUCAAAAAACAUGUAUUUGCGAGUGCUAGACUUGAGUUACACUAGCAUAUCAGAUUGUCAUAUAUCUAUGGAGCGUUUCAAACUAUUACGGUACCUGGAUAUCUCUUUCAGUAAUAUUGAAACCUUACCUGAAAACACAUGUAGCCUCAUUUAUUUGCAAACUUUGAAGCUCAUCCACUGUGAAGGUCUUCUCCAGCUCCCAAGAGGAAUGAGAAACAUGACCAAUCUAAGACAUCUGUACCUUGAUGGUUGUUAUAGUUUAAGGUGUAUGCCCAAAGGGAUGGGGCAUUUGAAACAUUUACGGACACUCACAAGGUAUAUACUUGGCAAUGAGUCUGGAAGUGGCAGCAUAGGAGAGCUGAAGAAUUUAAACCUCCAGGGAAUGCUAGAGUUGUGUAACCUUAAGAAUGUAAAUAGUGAAGAAGAUGCUCGCGAUGUCAAUUUAGGUUCCAAACACUAUCUUCAAGUACUGAAGUUAGACUGGGGGAUGUCAGCUGAUCUACAGGAGGAAGGACAUGUGGAGAACGUGCUUGAAGCCCUUCAACCUCCCCACAGCUUAAAAAGGAUCACAUUGCGGAAUUACAGAGGCACCCAGUUUCCAGCUUGGUUGAUGCAAGAUCCAAUGCUCUUUAAUAAUCUAGUUGAAAUCAUUCUGACAGGCUGCAACAGAUGUGAGCAUCUUCCUCAGCUUGGACAACUUCCUUUCCUGGAAAUUCUAGAGAUGGAGAAUAUGGAUUCCGUGAAGUACAUGGGUGGCACCAGUUUCUAUGGCAGUGCAGGCACAGACCAAAACAGUACACUGUUCCCUUCACUGAGCAAAAUCAGAUUGCAUAAUAUGGCUAAUUUGGAAGAAUGGGAGGGCAUUAGAGAGAGACCAUCAUUUCCUCAGCUUGCUAGCUUGAAAAUCAGCAGCUGUCCUAAACUAAAGAACAUUCCACUGUUUCCUACAACUCGAAAUCUUGAUAUAGAAUAUUGCUCAGCCCUCCUUCCUGCCAAAGGGUUCUUCGGAUGUAUGAAAACUCUAGAAAGAUUAGAAAUGCAUGAGUGUCCCAAACUGACACUGCUUGUGGAGCAGGAGGAGGUUGAGACCAGGGCAGCCCUUCAAGAAUUGACGAUUAGAGGUUGUCAGGAGCCUAUGUUUUCAUUAUCAUCACUGGGGCUCUGGAAGAAAAUGAACUCUCUCCAGUCUUUAUCAGUAGAAUGGUGUGAUGGCCUAAAUUUCUUGCCAGUUGAGGUUCUCCAAGGUUUGAGCUCCCUCAUAUGUCUGCGAAUUUGUUAUUGUCGCAACCUAAUUGGCUCAUCAUCAUCAGAAGUAGAUGGUGGGUUGCAAUUGCAGUACCUCACUUCCCUUGAAAUGCUUGCCAUUACAGGAUGUGAGAAGUUAGCCAACCUUCCACAGGACUCACUAAAACACCUCACCACUUUGAAAGUAAUAGAACUAGGUGGCUUCCAAAAUAUGACAAUAUUACCUGAGUUCCCAGAAUCGCUUCUGCAAGCAAUGAUUGCCAAAUGCCCUAAGGUCUUCUCCUUGCCGGCAGGGCUGGGAUGCUGCACAGCACUAGUACGCCUUAGAAUUCAAGACCUACCAAACCUCAGCUCAUGGCCCGAGGGGAGGCAAGGCCUUAAUGCACUUGAGGAAUUGACUAUUACCGACUGCCCUAACCUGAUCUCAUUGCCAAACAGUUUGCUACUGUGCCUUCGUAACCUUAAGUGCUUGUGGGUUAAGAAUUGUCCAGAUUUGGAGAGACAAUGCAUGGCAGGAGGAGCGUAUUGGGGCUUUGUUUCAGAUAUCCCAGUCAGGUCAAUGAUGGCAGCAGUGGAGCAUGACAACAGCGGCAGCAGCAGAGGUUGCUCACUCCUCACUCUAAUGAGUAAAUUUGUUGCCUACUAUGGUUAUGAAUGUAACAGAAGUAAAAUUAAACGAACUUCAUUCAUUUGGACUGACCAGGUCAGCGAUCACGAUUAUCGACAAUUGCGCUGCAGUGCUGCUUUGUUGAAAGCAGAGAAGGAUCUACUAUCUGAUCUCAGACUUCAACAACAUUGA